This is a messenger RNA of Aspergillus uvarum CBS 121591, 452 nucleotides long. RefSeq lists its product as uncharacterized. NCBI's taxonomy places the organism in Eukaryota, Fungi, Ascomycota, Eurotiomycetes, Eurotiales, Aspergillaceae. Bases 72 to 452 code for a protein of 126 amino acids. The transcript has a single exon. The record is from RefSeq and is a predicted model, not a curated record.
CAUUUCCUCAUAGUUUCCUCAACCACAACUUGACUCUCCUAACCAGUCUAAUGGAAAUUUAGUCUGCGCCUAUGCCCGAAGGCUGGACCAACGACCCAAACAAGCUCAAGCGCUACUUCACCCAUAACAGCUUGGAAGCCUACCAGUCGCGAUGCUUCGGCAUCGCAAAUGCUGAGAUUGUCCUAUUGGGUACCAAGGACAUGGACUACAUAAUUACCUCGGGCGGGCGCUACUUCUGGGGAGAUCUCAUGCUUGAGGAUCAUCUGUCCGAGAUCAUCAGGCCUACGACAUUCCCAAAAAUUCUCGAAGCACUCGCCAUCAAGGGUUUCAAGGGAUUACGCAUGAAGACACUUGAUAGGGUCAGAAUUAGCGAAGAAGCUCCUAGUCAGGUGCCACCGGAGCACGAAAAAAACCGGGUCCUGUUCGUCCCGGCGGAGGAUCAGAAAAACUAA